Molecule: messenger RNA, 429 nt
Organism: Lactuca saligna
Lineage: Eukaryota; Viridiplantae; Streptophyta; Magnoliopsida; Asterales; Asteraceae
Source: the annotation of a GenBank genome assembly
AUGCUUCUCCUGAAUCAACCCUACAAACAAGACUCUUGGAAAGUGGCAAUAGCCCUGUUCAUCCUUCAACUCAGGAAGCAAUUGCAAGAAAUGAUAGAAGGUGAAGGGAAGGAAAGGAGGAUUGAAGAUGAAUUUGAACCCACCAUUCUUUCCAAUAAAUACAAAACUGAAAAAGGUGAGUACAUUCGGGAGAUAGAUAUUCCAGAAAGAAUCCAGAUAUCUGAGGAAUGCACUGGUCCUCCACCGACAGAUGAAAUGAUUAUAGAAGAGGAGAUUUUAGAAUUUAUGCAUGUCCAGAAAUUAGAUGUACCAUUUAUUGCUAUGUAUAAGAAAGAGGAGUGCAUGAGCCUUUUUAAGGAUCUAAAGCCACAAGAUGACAAGGAAAGUGAAAACAAAUCUGAGAAAAAACCAACGCUGAAGUGGCACUAG